Cladocopium goreaui is the source of this 2040-nucleotide messenger RNA. The record is from the annotation of a GenBank genome assembly. NCBI's taxonomy places the organism in Eukaryota, Dinophyceae, Suessiales, Symbiodiniaceae.
AUGCCUUCAAAAAGGCUGAAAGACUUGUUGAGGUUGGGAUUAGGUAGUCAAAGCAUUAAACAUCCACCACUGGUACCCGAAUACAAGGACUUCAUACAUCUUGAUGAAGCCACUCCUAACCCAGCCUACAAGUUGCUCGCUGCUCCACCUCAACAGGGGCCCAAUGACACUGAGCAGCAGGAACCAGAAGAAGCGCCAAACAAAAGACCGAGGACAACCUUCAAAUACGGAGUUUGGCACGAACCUGAAGAGUUUUUGCAAAAGGCUGCUGAUGCGAAACAUCCCAUAGAUCAAGAUUCCUUUUUGCACCAGAUCACGAAGGAGGCAAUUGCACAGGUAGUAGGUACAUGCCCCACAAAGAUGGCCAAAGAGCGGUUAUCCACAGUUUUUCAUGUCAGAAAGAUGGCAACAAGCCUCAAAAGCCUGGAGGUCGAUCUCAAGGCAGACAUGCACCCUGACGUGAGCAGAUGCGUCCGCAGCAAGAACAUCUUGUUGUUUGAGAAGCUUCUGCAUCAACUGGAUUUUUGGGACAUGGAUGCAGUGAACCUUUUGAAAUUUGGCGUGCCCAUUGUUGGAAUGCAAGAGCCCCCCAAGGGAUACCAGCAGCUUUUGCUGCCGGCGAGCAUAACAGAGGAUGAACUGAUCCAAUCAGCUAAGUGGAGAAGAGAUAGCCUGAUGAAAGCGACGCGCGCUCUGUCAAAGUCAGAAGAAGACGCACUGACCGAAGCUACGGCCAUGGAAGUGGACAAGGGCUUCCUCCAAGGUCCCUGCACGGAAGAAGAAAUGUCCGUUCUCAUGGGGACAGAUGGCUGGUCCCUCAACCCUCGCUUCGUGUUAUUCCAAGGGUCCAGCCAGAAGGUGCGAGUAAUCGAUGACGCGAAGCAGAGCGCCGUUAAUGCAGCAUACUCUUCAACUGUCAAGUUACAACUGCAGGAUGUGGAUUACGCAGCUGCCAUGGUGCUCGGUGCCAUGAGAGAACUCUUGAAGGCCAUAACGUCGCACUACUUCGAUGACUUUCCCACCAUUGAACGGUCUGAAGGUUGUCGGGUGUUGACCCUGGCGUUUAGUGCUCUUCUGGAUUUGCUAGGUUGGGAUCAUGCCAAGGAGGGCGACAAGGCCUUGAACUUUGCAGCCGACUUUGAUUUGCUUGGAGUCACGUUCAACCUCGGUGAAAUGCGCUUGGGGACAUUGACCAUCAGCAACAAAAGGAGCCGGGUGGAGAAGCUGUGCGCCAUGCUAGCUCAGGUGGAAAAGGAAGGGUGCAUCACACCGGCCAAAGCUAGCGAACUACAAGGCCUUUUGAAUUUUGCGGUGAGCUUCUAUUUGGGAAGGAGUUUGAAGCAUGUGGUUUCGGCAUUCAUGCCUUUCGCAGACCGAUCUCGUGUCAACAACAAGGCUGACUUGGUGAACCUCUGCUCAUACACGCGGGCGAUGCUUUUGGACCAACGCCCGAGAGUGCACUCCGUUUUGAGUUGCAGCUCGCCGGUGGCCAUAUUCACUGACGGAGCCUGGGAAGGUGGUGAGGCUACAGCUGGUGCCGUCCUAAUCGAUGGUCAAACCCGCCUUGCCUUCAAAAUCCUCGUGCCACGUGAAUUGGUCGAUCACUGGUUGCGAUUUGCGGGUGACCAGAUAAUUUCUCAAGUAGAACUAUGGGCCCUGGUAUGUCUCAAAUGGUCGCAGAAAGAGCGCCUCUUGAAUCGAAGGGUCAUCGAAUGGAUAGACAAUGAAGCAGCACGGAUUUCUGUCAUCAAGGCCAACAGUAGCUCUCCAACCAUGAGGUCGCUAUCCAGAAUCAUGGCUGACAUCGACUUGAAGUGGCCUACGUUUAGCUGGACUGAGAGAGUUUGCUCUUACUCGAAUCCGGCCGACCUGCCGUCCAGAGAUCGCAUGCAAGAAGCCAUGGAGAAGUAUCACCUGGAAAAUGGGGGCACUAUUGAAGCCCCAGCCGAGCUGACGCAGCUCCUUAUACAGCUGCACCAGCAUCCCUACAAUGCUGCUCACACAGAAGGGGGAACAUCACUGAGCACCAUUUCUUCGUGA